Molecule: messenger RNA, 1010 nt
Organism: Guyanagaster necrorhizus
Lineage: Eukaryota; Fungi; Basidiomycota; Agaricomycetes; Agaricales; Physalacriaceae
Exons: 1
Coding region: 99-875 (258 amino acids)
Source: RefSeq, a predicted model, not a curated record
CACCGUUCCAAUUAUACAAUUUCCUCCUUGGCACCAUCAAAAUGUUUUCGCUGGGCCAUGUACGGCGUCGAAUACCUUGUCUGUCUCGAGGGUAUGCCAUGUCUCUGCAGCCAGGACUGCCUCUGCCAGGCCAGACAGCGCCUCGCGUCUUUUCGGGCAGAAAGGGCUUCCAGUACAACAAUUACAUGCAAAUCCUCAAAACAACCCAUAAAUCUCCUCUCAUCUUCCUCAGUCGCGAGGAUUUUUCAGCGGAACGGUUGAAAAAGCUACGCAUCGACCUCCUGGUUGCAUCCAGUCGAGUACCGCCGCCGAAGGGCUCCGAACCCAUCCCCAGUCCCACAUUGACGGUUAUUCACAGCGGCGUUUUUGGUGCUGCUCUACGCGACUUUCCCGGCAUUAACAUCGCUGAAGCCGAGAAAAUGAUAGAGGGUAUUUCCGGGGGAUAUGCCCUUCUUUCGAUUCCCAUGUUCCAUCCGCCAUAUCUUAGCGCUAUUCUACGCGCUCUUGACCGGAGUGUCCCGUCGCGGCCCAAAAAGACAGAGGAGGAGAUUGCGAAGCAGUUGGAGGCGAAGAAUGCUGAUCCGGCUACACCAGGGAGGAGGAUGAAGCGACAGCGGGCAGUGUUGGUGCCGGAAAUGAAAGUCCUGGGGGCUCUCAUUGAGGGGAAGAUUCUCCUUCCGCCGUCUGUGAAGGAUGUCGCGACGUUACCAACAUUAGACACACUCAGGUCGCAGAUAGUGGGCUUGCUGAGUACGCCGGCGACUCAGCUUGCGGCAGUGUUGGGCGAAGCAAGUGGUGGUAGACUAGCAAGGACACUGGAGGGAUACAAGCAGGCACUAGAAAAAGUCGAGUCUCCGGAGGAUAGUUCACCAUGAUAUCUACUACAUCUAAUACUAUCUUCAUUCAAUCCCUAAGACAGAACUCCCAAGUACGGUCUUCACCUCCCUCUCCCGUUUUACCCGUGCCAUACGCUCGCUCGCCCUUGGUCAUUCGAUGUUCGUAGCCUUUCC